AUUGACCUUAUAUCAAACAACUGGUUAACAUUAAUAUCCGAGGACUAUCCGAAGCAGCCUAAUGUUCUAGCUUUUCAAGUUGUGCUACCCUCCCGAGUGUGGGAGAGGGGCUCGAGCUGCGCCACACGUUCCUGCGCCAGCCCCGGCGAGGCCGAGCGCGAGAUCGAGAGGCUCCGCGCCGCCUUGGAGGUGGAGCGUUGCCGCCACAAGCAGGCCCAAAGGAAGUUCUCGCUGGAGCUGCGGCGCGUGCGCGAGGAGGGGAGGCACGAGCGGGAGCGCGCCCUGCGGGAUCUGACCUCCAGACAGGAGCGCCAGAAGGCCUUGGAGCUGCAGCAGCAGCGCGAGGCCCUGGGCAGGGAGCGCGCCUCCGAGGUCCGGCAGCUGCGCCGCUGGAGGGACCGCGAACGGGACCGCAGCAGCGCCACCCUCAGGCAGGCCCGGGAACUGCAGCGGCUCCUGGCCGAGGAGCUCGGCCGCGUUGACAGUUCGGGCAAGGCCGACACGCCGAGCGUGAAGGUUCUGCUGGGCGGCCGGCGCAGCGGCGGAGGUGGUGGCGGCGCCGUCUACCGCAAGCUGGAAGAGCUGCUGGCCAGGCUGCAUGGGCAGGCGAGCGGGGAGCAGGCAGCGCUCAUGCAGGGCCUGCGCCAGGAGCUGGAGCUGGAGAAGAGCCGCUUCAUCUGCCACCUGCUAGAGAAGCACGGCCGCCCGCAGCAGGCGGAGCAGGUGCCCCGGGAGACCCCAACUCCGGCACCCAGGAGUCGCUCGGUCAGCUCCGCGCACCCGCUCUCCCGUUCAGCCUCCCUGGAAAACCACCGAGUCGCCGAGGGCAGCCGUGGAGCCUCACCGUCCCGCGCCAGAAGGUCUCAGUCCCAGAAGGUCCAGCGAUCGUCUUCCCAGCAGGGGCCCGUGAAGAAGAGGAGCUGGAGCAGACGCAGGGGCUCCAUGCCGCUGGGAAAGCCGCAGCUCUGCUCCAGUCCCAUGGAGAGCCAAGCGCUCCCCUCGCAGCCCUCUCCCCACGCAGGCUGGGAGACGAGACUCUCCUCCACCCCAUCGGACCCGCCACAGUCACCCUCACCAGACAACUCAACGCCCUCCAGAUGCUCAGAGGAAAACGUGGAGGAUAUGAAUGGCAUGGACUAUGGCUUCCUGGUGCGUCAGAACUCCGAGUUGCUGCGGGCACUGGAUGACAUGGAGAAGACCUGUGCUACACUCAGAGAGGAGAACAGCCUUCUGAGGAAGAGCAGCUCCCCUGAGACGGAGGAGAAGGUGAAGAGAUUGCGGAAGAAGAACACAGAGCUGGCGGUCAUUGCUAAAAGACUGGAAGACAGGGCACGCAAGCUGCAAGAGGCCAACCUUAAAGUGGUACACAAAUGCUCUUAUGCUACAGGUGUCCAGGGUCCCUGUGCGGUGGCUGAUUUUGAGCGUCUGCUGCGCGAGUCCCAGAAGGAGGUGCUGAGGCUGCAGCGGCAGCUGUCUGUCAGCGCUGCACGUGAGGCCACACCUGAGGUCACACCCACUGGAGCCCCUGAAUCCACCGACAUCACCGACAAGGCCGCGGCUGAGACCCCGCCCCCAGCUUUAGAUGAGGCCCCUCCCACACUGGAGGAGACUCCUGCAGAGGAGGCGGAGCCGGGGACACGAGUGAUACCUCAGUUGAGUCCAAGCCCCACCCACCCCCAGGAGCAGACUGAGGAGCAGCGUAUUGAGUUUCUGGAGAGCCAGCUCGAUGAGGAGCGUGGCAAAAAUGAGAGAUUAGCCGAGGAGGCAGAACUCCUCAGGCGGAAGGCUCAGCUGCUUGACCAGUCCCAGACUGAGAAUGAGGAGCUGAGGCAGGAGCUCUCUGAAGUGAGCGCUCAACACAAUUCAGUUCUCGAGGAGAACCAGAGACUCCGUGCCAAACUGGAGAACCUAGAGCAGGUCCUAAAGGAGGAUCACUAG
Messenger RNA from Alosa alosa (allis shad), 1938 nucleotides. RefSeq names its product RIMS-binding protein 3C. Gene Ontology annotation, biological process: neuromuscular synaptic transmission. The transcript is spliced from 9 exons. NCBI's taxonomy places the organism in Eukaryota, Metazoa, Chordata, Actinopteri, Clupeiformes, Clupeidae. The record is from RefSeq and is a predicted model, not a curated record. The annotation marks the transcript as partial.